CCGGGAUUGGGAUCGGGUUCGGAUCGGGAUCGGGACCGCGAUCAGGAUCAGGAUCGGGAUCGGGACCGGGGUCGCCCAGCGCCGCCCGGGCCCUCCCUGCAGGACGCGGUGGCGAUGUUGUGACCUACAUUCGCGACAAGGAGGUCCCCAGCCCGCCGCCACCAUCGGGCCAUGAAGCGGCACAAGUGACAGGGCCGCCGUGCCCGCGGCCAUGGCCAGCCCGGCACCAUGGCUGCACUGCACACAAACAGAGCUGACGCCCUGGGAGGGAGAGGACGAGGAGGAGGAGGAGGAGGAAGAAGACGACUUUGAGAGGAGGAUGGACGAGGACGGGGUCAUCGGCCUGGGGGAGGGUGCCAGGAGCCCACUGUGGGGUGACGGGGAGGACCCGGAGGAGGGGUCCCCGGUGGAGGAGGGUCGCUGGCACCCGCAGCAGGACCUGGCGGAGGAGGACGAGGAGCGGGGCAGCUCCGGGGGGGACGAGGGGCCCUGGGGGGCAGAGAGUGACGGGGAGCCCUACCCCGAGCUCUCCUGCGAGGGCCGGUGGGGCUCGGGGUCCAGCGGCAGCCCCGAGGCUCUGCGGGAGCACCGGGCUCUCUGCCAGCCCCGCGGCUGCAGCACGGAUGGUGGGGACACCUCGGCGCUGUCGGACACCAGCCCUGGCCCUGCCACCCCAUCCCGCCGGGCCCGGGGCUGGGGCACAGCCGGGGACGCCUCUGGAGGGCACGGGCAGGGGUGGACCCCGAGGCGGAGCCUCCCACGGCCUCUCUCCACCGACGACCCCCGCGAUGCCACCAGCCCCGAGCCUGUCCCCAAGCCCCAAACAGCCCCUGGCAUCACUGGCUUGGCACCCCCGGAGGAGCCCCAGGGCGCCGGGAGCCCCCCAGCACCCAAACCGCACGACAGGUCCCGGGUGCCCAAAAAAGCGGCGCCCGCGGUGGUGCCCCCCAAGCCCGCCCGGCAGUCGCGGUCCCUGAGCCCCCGGCGGGGAACAGGAGGCAAGGGGCACAGGGAUCCCUCGGGAACGGGCACGGAUGGCACCCAGUACGGCCGCGGGCGCCUCAACCACCCCCUGCCCGACCUGUCCAAGGUGGAGGCGCGGGUGAAGUUCGACCAGAGCUACCGCCCACCUCGGGGCCGGGUCCUGCCCGCCCGCCCCAGGGUGCCCGGUGGCCCCGUUGGCUUCAAGUCCCCGGCAGAAAUCGUGCGGGAGGUGCUGCUGAGCAGCGGGGAGGGGAUCCCCCCGCAACCCCCCAGCUCCACCGGGCUGCCACAGGAGUUCAGGUCCCCCAAACAAGCCACCGCGCUGGUGCAGCAGCUCCAGGACGACUACCACAAGCUGCUGACCAAGUACGCCGAGGCUGAGAACACCAUCGACCAGCUGCGCCUGGGGGCCAGGGUGAGCCUGUUCUCGGACCCGCCCCAGCCCAGCCGCAGCCUGGCCGUGGGCACCGUGGGCACCGGCUGCCGUGUGAUGACCCUCAGCAUCCCACAAGCCCGGAUGGCAGCUCUUGGUACGGCCACGGACACGGCCACAGCCUCCACCUCGCCAGCUGGAGCUCCAGCACCGGGACCAUCAGAUCGGGGGGGUUCACCCCAUCCCCGAUCCCCCCCUCCGCCCGGGGGGGGGCUGCCCCAGCUGCCCCGGGCCGUGCUGCUGCCCCGGCCCCCGGCUCACCCGGGCACUGGCGGGGCAGAGCCGCAGGCUGCAGGCACAGGCAAGGACCGGGGGGGCUGCAGGGUGGAGUCCUUCGAAAGAUGGAUCCAUGCAGGGAGCCCCCCACCCUCGGAGCAGCUCCAGAGGAUGAGCCUGCUGAAGGACGCGCAGGAUGCGCUGGAGCGGGAAUACCUGCGGGGCCGGCAGCAGCUCCCGGGGGCUGCGGGGGGGUUUGAUCCUGACCGGGCGGUAGAAGAGGAAAUUUACCGCCUGGGGCUGCGCCUGGAGGGGCUGAAGGAGCGGCUGGAGCCGGGGAGCAGGCGGCAGCCCCCCCCCACAGUCCCCUCUGCAGCCCCUCCCGCAGCCCCGCUGCCCCCCAGCCCGUCCCCACCGCCGGCCACCCACUCCCCACGGCCCGAGAGCCCUGAGCUGGUGGACGGUCCCCUGGGGACAGCGGGGGACAACGAGGGAGUGAAGGAGGGGCUGCCCUGGCCCCUCUGGCACAAGCAGCUCCGAGUGGAGGAGGAUUUCGCGGACCUGCUGGAGCAGUACAAGCACUUCAAGUCCCUACCGCAGUCGCUGAGCCUGGAGCGGCUGAGCCUGGCGGGGAGCGGGUCCCAGGAGGAGGUGGAUGCGCCUGCAGCAGGGGACGGUGGCCCCGGCAAGGUCCCCUGCAGGACACGGUCACUGGAGGAGGGGGCCGACCUGGAGACCUUCCCCUUGCAUCCCCCGGAGAGAAAAGCUGCACUGCUGCCCUCCAAGGGACCCCCAAAAGCAGAGGGGACACGGAGCCACCCAUCCCCUGCCACCUCUGAGGAGUCACCAGGCACUGCCAAGCCCCACCUGGUGGCCCCCGGACCACCACGGGCGCCCCUGUCCCGCCGCAGCAGCGGGACGGGCAGCGCUGCCCCUCAGCACGGGCCCCGCAAGGUGAAUCCCCUGGGUGGCCCCCUGCCAGCACCCCCAGACCCUACCGGGGGUCCUGGGGUGCUCAGCACCCAUCCUGCCGUCCCCGUGUCCCUGCAGGAGCAGCGCAUCGUGUCACCGGAGACCGACAGCGGCUUCGUGGGCUCGGAGGCCAGCAGGGUGUCACCCCCCGUGCACACCCCCGAGCACCGCCCCCCCUGGCACCGGGACCCCCGGCUCGCUGGGACCCUCCAUCCCCAUCCCCACAACCCUCCGUUCCCCACGGAACAGAGAGACGACCCCGCUUCCCUCCGAGACAGCACUGAUGGGCAUCUACCCCGCGGGCGGGCAGGAGGGCACGGGGGGGCCCUGCCUUCCCCCCAGCACCCCCUCGCAGAGCAGUUCGCCCCCUCGCUGGGCCGAGAGCGCGGGCAGCGAGGCGGGGCCCGACCCCGGCGGCGACGGAGGGGAAACAUCCCCAUUUCUCACGCUGCCAACCUUGACUCUCUGUGCUCCCUUUCCUCCCCAGCUCACACGGACUCGGAGGUGGGAGACAGGAGCUGUGCCAGCACCAGUGGACACCCCCCAGCCGUGGCCAGGAGGGUCCCUCCAUCCCCAGCCCCAACCAGCCCCCCACCAUCCCCUGAAACGCCGUCCCCCACCCUCCUGUCCCCCGACCUGCCGUCCCUCACCCCGGCUCACUGUGACCUGCUGGGCUCCCGUCUGGAGCGUGACCAGGCCAUCCGGGAGCUGCGGGAGGAGGUGUGGCGGCUGCGGCGGCGGCUGGAGGAGAGCCUGCGCCGCUCCCGCAGCUAUCCCGAGGGAAAAGCGGCUCCGUGUCGCCCCGGCCAGGAGGCAGCCCGUGGGCAGCGCGCCAUCGUCCCCCCAGGACGCAGCACCCUCGGGGGAGCUGAGCCCCCCGGCGCGGGGCAGGGUGGCCCCCGGGGUCGCACCCACGCAGAGGGGCAGGUCCGCAUCGCUGCCACGGGACAGGCCGGAGCUGGACCUCACCUCCGAGUCGGACCCCUCUCCCGCCGGGCCCCGGGCACGCCCCUCCCUGCGGAAGCACCCUGGGAGCCCCCCGGGAGCGGUGACAUUCCGGGGACAGCACACAGGGACACGGUACCAGGGGGGGGACACCACGUGCUGCCCCAGCACCCCGAGAGGAGCCGGGCACCCCGGGGUGCCCCCGAUGUCACAGGAGCGGGACAUCAUCGGGUGGAUUCUGGGUGGGUGAUGCCACCCAGCAGCCCCAGCACAGCACCCCAAGGAGGACACGCUGCCCCACUUGCCGGGCACCCCUGGGCCCCCCCCGUGCCAGGCAGCAGGGACAGAGCCACGCAGGCAGAGCGUGGCCCCGGUGCCACAUCCUCCCCAGGCUCCCACGUUGGUCCCCGAGCCAAGAAGCCGGAUCAACCCGGGUUUUGGUACCUGGCAGCCGGUCCUGCUGCCGCCGCUGCCACCGUCUGCCUCGCCCCCGUCCCCCUCGUGCCUUACGUGCCCUCCGUGCUCUACUGCUCCCCAGCGGUACCUACCUCAGCCCCCGCCACAGCCGCGGUCCCCCUGCGCCUCACCGGGGGAAACCGGCGGGCACAGCGACCCCCCCGGGCACAGCCCCGUCACCGCUGCCUCAGCCUCGACCUGGAGGAGCUGGACGAGCUCAACUGGUCCCUGAGCCGGGCCGUGGAGGCUGCCCAGAGUGUCAGGGUGACCACCACCCGCAUGAGCCGGGCACUGGCCGCUGAGCUGGGCCGGGCACGGGAUCUACGCAGCUCCUGCCUCUUCUGAGGGUCCCAUGGGACCUGCAGGGCUCCUGCCUCUUCCGAGGGUUCCACUGGCACCUUCCAAACCAUCCCUGCCCUGGCAGCAGGCAGGGAUGAGGAGGAGGAGGACGGUCCCCCCACCAUCAGCAUCCCUGCACUGGGUGCUCCCAGUGCCAGAUCUGGGGGCACCGGGGCUGGAGGCAUCUCCAGGGGGUCCUGCCCUGGGUCCCACCCCCUUCCUGCUUGCCCUGGAGUUCCUGCAUCGCUUGUCUGUCUGUUUUCAGGACCGCUCAAGCUGCAGGAGGGGGGAAGGUGUGGGCAGAGGUCUCCCAGGACCUGCAGCACCCUGGGGAAUGAGCACCGUCCCCUGGGACCAAGGGGGUGGCCCUGUGUCCCCCCCUAAGGCAGUGGCCACCCCAACCUAAGCACUUCUGGGGCUGCUGUGACCUGCUGUAGGUCCUGCACAGGUCGAGCCCCCCUUGGCAGCUGUGUUUACCUCUGUGCCUGCAUGGGCAGAAAUACCUGUGAUUCCCUAUUCCGCCCCUUUCCCAGAUUUUAGGCCUCCUCUGGGGGCUCAACCCAUGUGUCCCCCUCCUGCUCUGCCCUUGGACUUGAACCCAGCGGGAUCCUUUCUGGGGAAACCCUUCUUUUUGUGGGAUUUUUGUGAUUUAUUUUUUCCCCAAGACAGCCAGUAAGCAGCUAAACCACUCUUUGAGGGUUGAUUGAUGAUAUAUAAUGUGUGUGUGUGUAUAUAUAUGUAUCUAUAUAUGGAUAUAUCUAGACAGAGAUAAAUCCAUGUCUGUCUAUAUUUAGAUAUAUAUCUCUAGAAAGACAGAGAUAUAUCUCUAUAUAUAAAUCUGUAUAUACACAGAUCUUUAUCUGUAGAUACAUCUUUACAUAGAUACAUAUGUGUAUAUAUAUAUAUAUAUUGGUUUUCAUUUUCAGCACAACCCUUAGGGCAUUUGUGGGUUUUUUUUGGCUAUCCCUGGAUGUGGCCACCCACAGCAUCAUCCAGGACGAAAAUGAAAUGAAGGAUUUGGGGUUUUCCCCUGGGAUUCCCAGGGAAUCCAGUCUGGUAAAGGGAAAAAUCACCCUGCAAGACUGAGUUGGGGGUAGGUGUGGUGCUGAGGGGUCUGCAGAGCCCCUGUCCCUCCCAGCUGGGUUUGUAAUGAGUUAAUGCCUAUUUUUUUUAAGGAAUUUGAUCUGGUCAGAGCAUCUUUUCCUGGGAUGGGUCCAGUCAAACCCCUCCAGCACCUCCUGUGGCACCCCAGCUCUGUUUAUCUGUAGGACUUACCUAAAGUGCCAGUGUCAAAUGUAUUUAUUUUUGCUUUUAUUUGUGGUACAAAGACCCCCAUUUGGGGGGGGUGGGAUCAGUGCCACCCCCAGAGAGUUCCUCAGGUCCAGAGCCUUCCUGAGCAAUCCCUGAGCCUGAUCCUGCACCCCCCAGGGAGGGGCUGGGAAUGGGACUGCCCCCCCCACCCCUGCCCUUUUUGGGGGGAGAGGGGUGGGUUGGGGGGAUUUUAAAGAGGAUUUCUGUGUCUCUGGUUGCCUCUGCUCGUGCCUGUGUCCCGAACUGGAAGCUGUGCCCCCCCCCCCAGCCCAGCCAGGGUACGAUAGGAACACGUGGGAAGGAUGUUUAACUAUCCCAAAUGCAGCAGCCAGGAGCAAAAUGAUGGGUUUUUUCCUCAUCCCCUAUUUUUUAACACCCAGCAGAGCCACUGGGCUGGUAUUUUGUACUAAGAAAUCACCUAUUUUUGAAGGAAAUAAAUGUGGUUGGAUGA
This is a messenger RNA of Neopelma chrysocephalum (saffron-crested tyrant-manakin), 6107 nucleotides long. RefSeq names its product AT-hook transcription factor (gene AKNA). Gene Ontology annotation, biological process: neuroblast division in subventricular zone; epithelial to mesenchymal transition; neuroblast delamination. Lineage: Eukaryota; Metazoa; Chordata; Aves; Passeriformes; Pipridae. The record is from RefSeq and is a predicted model, not a curated record. Gene Ontology annotation, cellular component: centrosome.